Pseudophryne corroboree (corroboree frog) is the source of this 3248-nucleotide messenger RNA. It is a transcript of the gene XNDC1N, whose product is annotated as XRCC1 N-terminal domain containing 1, N-terminal like. Lineage: Eukaryota; Metazoa; Chordata; Amphibia; Anura; Myobatrachidae. The record is from RefSeq and is a predicted model, not a curated record. Gene Ontology annotation, cellular component: nucleus. Bases 164 to 1369 code for a protein of 401 amino acids. Gene Ontology annotation, biological process: single strand break repair; base-excision repair. The transcript has 10 exons. Gene Ontology annotation, molecular function: damaged DNA binding.
GGGUGGGCCUGUGGCAGCGCGGGAACCAAGGACAGCACCGGGCACAUACAUGUCACGUGACCCCCAGUCUCCCAGUGAGGGCGGGUCUCCUCUGAUCAUGGCCCGUCACCCCGGACCCCAGCGGUGGAUCAUGUAACACAUUGCUGAUAGUAUAUGGGUACAGAUGGCUCCUAUCAGAAUCCAACACGUUGUGUCCUUCAGCUCACAGGAUCCCAAGCACCCUGUGGACAAUCUCCUGAGUGAGGACUCCAUCCAGCCGUGGCUCAGCUGUCCCCGGGACCGCAGCCGGCAACUGAAGGUGGAGCUGCAGCUGGAACUGGCCUGUCACGUGGCUUACGUAGAUAUAGGGAACAGUGGUUCUGCCUUCCUGCAGAUUGAUGUCGGGCGUUCCAGCUGGCCUCUGGAUAAACCCUUUGUCACCCUGCUUCCCACGGCCACCCUAAUGUCUCCCACAGACUCCAGACUAGGGAAGAACUGCAGAGCAGUGAGGAUGUUCAAAGAAGGGGAUUUCCUAGAGGAAGCAGCCAGUGAGAAGUGGGACCGGCUCCGUAUUACCUGCAGUCAGCCCUUCAACAAGCAGGAGCAGUUUGGCCUAUCUUUCAUCCGCAUCCGAUCCCCUCUGGAAUCGGAGAACCCAGUGAGGACACCAGCGGCCGGGGUCCAUCAGGUGUCGGUCCCUAAUUCCAUGGUGAAGACUACGAGAGAGGACGGAGAGACUGCCGCCUGGAGUCACCUGGAGGAGAAAUUAAUGGAGAAGCUGCAGCAGGCGGUGUCCCCGUCAUCCGCUAGAAGCGAGCGGAUGAGCCGCACCGCUCGUAUGGUCCUCUCUGCGGCUAAGUCACGCAAACGCAGCCAUCCAAUCACAGCGCCGCUGAGCCCUCCCAUCCCCUGCCACUCCGGGGAGAGCGAGAGCCCGGUCUCCUCCGGAUCAUGUCCUGAGACCUCUGUUACUCGGCACAGCCCCGUACAGAAGGAAGCGGUGAAUCCUAGUGGAAGGCGCAGGCUGAAUAUGGCGGGUUCCCGGGGAAGAGCGCCGAGCCGUCAGCUGGAGCGGCAGCCAGCACACAGGAGAGAGCGUGACAGUCCCCACGUGACGGAGAACUCCCCAGAGACCGCCAGAGACUGCAGCAGCUGUCCAAUCUGUGCCGGGUACUUUCCUACAGACUACCUGCCCACACAUGCCUCCACGUGUGGAGAAGACGCCGUGCCCCACAGCAUCACGCUGUCAUCGGAAGACGACUCCUGCUACGAGGUCCAGCUUGGCCCAGUCCUUCCUGAUGCCCCCGUAUCCUGGGUUCAGUGCCCCCUGUGCGAGUUUAGGUUCCAGGGCAGUGAAAUCGAGCAGCACGCCAGCAGCUGUGGGGAAUAAAGCGGCUGAGAUCUGGGGUCACUGAGGCCGUACAUUAUACAUCACUGAUUGGCGUCUCCUUGUACUGUCCUCAUCUCAGAGACUCCCUGAUUGCUGGGAUGAAGCUUUGGCAGCCAGUUACACACAAGGGGCCACCUGCUAGUUCCAGGGCAUAUCUGUGUAAGAGUUAUAGGAACAUGGAUGCAGCGAUGGAUCGGAACCAGCCGGUGCUGUUGCUGACUAUGAGAGAGAGUAGAGGACAGAAAUAUUGGCCCUCAUUCAGCUUCAGUAGCAGAAAAUCGUAAAGGGCCGAAUUCAAUUCAAUGGCAAAAUCGCUGUAAUUUACGGCAAUUGGCGUUUUCACCAUUUUUUUUUUUUUUGCCGGUCGGGAAAAGUAGAGGGAGAAAGGAGCUCAGGUGUCCUUUCUUCGGGAGGGAAGAGGGGGGAGUCGACUACGCUGCUCAGCGCUGCGUAGCUUCUUAGUACAUCCCGCCCUUUGUGCAGUCUCUGCGCAGCCGAGAACUUACUCUCCCCGUGCGAUUGAUUCCUUCUGAUCGGGGCCGUAGCUGACGUUAGACACCCUCCCUGAAAGCGCCUGAGCCUGGCUGUGUUUUUCCGGACACUCCUGGAAAACGGUCAGUUGCCACCCACAAACGUCCUCUUCCUGUCAGUCUCCUUGCGUACGCCCGUGCAUUCAGAUUUUUUGCACCAUCCCGUCGCAAGGCGCCGAUGCCUGUUGCUGUUGCGCAACAUGCCAGCGCAUUGCGGUGUACAAACAUGCGCAGUUUGGAUUUGAUCGCCCGCUGUGCGAAAACGCUCAGCAGCGAUCAUAUCUGAAUUAAGCUUUUAAUUAGGUCAUUUUAGGGCACUUAAAAAAAAAAAAAAGUGGAAUCAGACCGAUUACUCCCACCUGCAAGUUUAAAAACACUUGUCCCACGCAUAAAGUCCAAUAUACCUGUCCCAUACCCUGUACCCCAAUUUCCAUCAUUUUGCAUUUUUCACCCCAAAAAUUACAUGUCAUUAUUGGCCAAUUUAAAAUAAUUAAAAACGUCUAAGUGCCUAAUUAGUCAUUAGAAAGGGUGUCCCAGGGGUUCAGAUCCAAAUCCCAACAUUUUUAACAUAAAAUAGGGAUUUUCCCUAAAUUUAUCAUCUGCUCAGAGUUGGUGAAUUGAAAUGUGCUGUAAAAUUACAAUAAAACCUUUUUCACGGACAAUUGAAUAGGCGUUUUCUUGAAUUUACCACAAUUCGCUGUGUCACGGCUAAUUGAAUUCAGCCCAAAAUUUGCUACUGAAAAAAUCACAGGGCAAGAUCGGCCGGCAUGAGAAGCACCGCCCACUGAUGCGAUCGUAUUUAAAAAUGCGAACCUAACGCAGGCAUCGUGACCAUCGGGCUUACCGGUAGCCCCCACCCGGCAUACGCAGCAUGGCCAUGUUUUCUCCCCGCAUCAUCUGCGUGUGACUUUAUGCAGCCGUCCCUAAUAUGGUUCGGACACGCUUGCAUUGUUCGGACCCCUCCACCCUAAUGCCGUGUAGCCGCCCCUCCCCCCGACACCCGCCCCUGUCAAUCAAGUUGCAAUCAGAUCAUUCCGGGAUGCAAUCGCAAUCUGAAAGUCCGAGCACACGCUGUGUGGCCGCAGUGCAUGCACAGUAGGACGAAAAUCGCCCGCUUUCGCGCUUUUGUGACUGAAGCUGAAUGAGGCGCCAUUCUCUGCUCCUAGUACAGUGGUGACGUUGCAAUAAAAUCUACUGAUAACAAAAGUGCUUAUUUAUUUUUUAGUUUAUUUUUUAUAUACACCAACAGGAAACACUUUCUGGAUCUUGAUUUGGCGCUAAUCCACCUUUCCAGCAGCACGGAGCCGGACUGUGCUUGUACCUUUCAUAAUAAAAUCUGUACAUGAGAA